Molecule: messenger RNA, 20937 nt
Organism: Sorex araneus (European shrew)
Lineage: Eukaryota; Metazoa; Chordata; Mammalia; Eulipotyphla; Soricidae
Gene: AHNAK2
Product: AHNAK nucleoprotein 2
Exons: 8
Coding region: 1-20325 (6774 amino acids)
Biological process (GO): regulation of RNA splicing
Cellular component (GO): nucleus; costamere; cytoplasm
Molecular function (GO): protein binding
Source: RefSeq, a predicted model, not a curated record
AUGUGCGACUGCUUCCACGUGGUGCUGCCCAGCUGGGCCGGAGCCCCCGGCAGCGCUGCUGGCCGGCGCCUUCAGCCUGAGGAUCUGGACCUCGAAGCUGAGGAGAGCUCUGUGACCGAGGGGCCUGGGGCUGAGAUCAUACGGCCCCGGCCGCAGGGCUCAUCCCCCGUGUACGAGUGCACUGAGGGCGCCAGCGUGGGCCUCCUGGAGGACGAAAGGGGCAGCUGGAGAGCCUGGCGGAAACGGGACUCUGGGGACUCGAGGACCUUUUCCAGGAUGAGUCGCACAGAGGUGGGUGAGUGUGCAGAGGCCACGCUGAAGACCGAGGUGGAGGCGGGCGCGAGCGGCUACAGCGUGACAGGCGGCGGGCGGCACGGCCUCUUCGUCAAGCAGGUGCUCAAGGGCUCCACGGCGGCCAAGCUCUUCAGCCUGCAAGAAGGGGAUCAGUUGCUCAGCGCCACCAUCUUCUUCGAUGACAUCCGGUAUGAAGAUGCACUCAAGAUCCUGCAGUACUCGGAGCCCUACAAGGUGCAGUUCUGCAUCCGCCGGAAGCUUCCUGAGGCACAGCGCACCCGCCAGCAGGAGCAAGACAUCACAGAAGGCCUUCUGGACACACCCACAAAGACACUGGAAGGAGAAGAGGACCAGGAGAGGCUAAUAUCAAAGACCCGCACAGGUAGAGGGCGAAGGGCCCAGAGGGAGCGACUGUCGUGGCCCAAAUUCCAGGCCAUCAAGAGCAAAGGCCGCCUGGGCCCGCGGAGGUCACACAGCUCCUCAGAAGCCUAUGAGAAGGGAGCUGAGGGAGAUGUGUCGCCAACCAGCACCGACACAGAGGCACAGCACCCCGAAGACCCACAGGAAAUGAAGGCAGGCACUGGAGGCAGACGCAGGAAAAGCCUCAUAAACCUAAGAUUCAGGAAGAUCUCGGGAAAGUCGGGGGGCACAAGCUGGCAGCGGGGUAGAGGGACCCCAGGAGGAGAGGGCCACACAGGGCUCCAGGAGGAGGCCGAGGCCUGGAGUGAUGCUCAGGAAGACGGCAUGAUUGGAAUUCAGGACAAGAGACUGCAGAAACAGGCGGUCCCAAAGAGUAGCCUGAGCACAGAGCAGCCCUCGGACCCAGUGCAGAUGACCCUAGGGGAGAGCAGGGAAGCAGCAAAGACGAAACACAGGCAAGGAAGAUGGGACCAACACGAAACACAAAUACGCAAGGAAGACGCUAUGGGCACAAAGAGAGCUGACAGAAAGCAGAGCGGGGCAGGGCAGGGUGAGCUGAAAGACGUGCAAGAGCUGGAACAAGAGCUGGCAAAGCUGUCACUAAAAGAUAAGACACAGGAGAAGACGAUUGACAUAGCACUACAAGGAACACAAGUCCGAUUCCCAAAGCUGAAGACUCCGAAGUUCAGGGUCACUGCAGAGGAAAGAGGGGAAACAAUAAGGAGAGAGAAAGCAGAUCGAGGCAUGGAAAAUGUAGAUAAUUCAAAAGAAGAAGAAAAACACAAAAAAACAAAAGUGAAAGAAGAGAAGGAUGGGGAUGACAUCGCCCUGGGAGGCAAGGACGUGGGGGCCAGGGACAGCAAGUUCAAGAUGCCCAAGUUCAAGAUGCCGUCCUUCGGGGGCUCCGCAGCUGGCAAGUCCAUCGAGGCCUCCAUGCACAGCGACGUGGACGUCACGCUGCCCGAGGUGCAGGCAGACGUCACCCUGCCCUCUGCCCAAGGGGACCUCAAGACCGGAGACCUCAGCAUCCAGCUCCCGUCCGUGGACGUGGAUGUCGCAUCAGGCGUCAAGGCCGUGCAGCCCCCUGAGCUGGAGGUACCCGAAGCCACACUCCCGGACGUGGAAGUCAGAGGCGGCCUCAAGGGCCACCUGCCCAAGGUGAAGACCCCCAGCUUCAAGGUGCCCAAAGUGGACUUCAAGGCGCCCCAGGUGGACAUCUCGGCGCCCAAGCUGGACGUGAAGGGCCCCAAGGCAGAGGUCAGCACCCCCAGCGUCGAGGUGAAGCUGCCCACCGCUGACGUCGAGAUUCGCGCCCCUGAUGCCACGCUGGAGGCGGACAUCGCCCUGGGAGGCAAGGACGUGGGGGCCAGGGACAGCAAGUUCAAGAUGCCCAAGUUCAAGAUGCCGUCCUUCGGGGGCUCCGCAGCUGGCAAGUCCAUCGAGGCCUCCAUGCACAGCGACGUGGACGUCACGCUGCCCGAGGUGCAGGCGGACGUCACCCUGCCCUCUGCCCAAGGGGACCUCAAGACCGGAGACCUCAGCAUCCAGCUCCCGUCCGUGGACGUGGAUGUCGCAUCAGGCGUCAAGGCCGUGCAGCCCCCUGAGCUGGAGGUACCCGAAGCCACACUCCCGGACGUGGAAGUCAGAGGCGGCCUCAAGGGCCACCUGCCCAAGGUGAAGACCCCCAGCUUCAAGGUGCCCAAAGUGGACUUCAAGGCGCCCCAGGUGGACAUCUCGGCGCCCAAGCUGGACGUGAAGGGCCCCAAGGCAGAGGUCAGCACCCCCAGCGUCGAGGUGAAGCUGCCCACCGCUGACGUCGAGAUUCGCGCCCCUGAUGCCACGCUGGAGGCGGACAUCGCCCUGGGAGGCAAGGACGUGGGGGCCAGGGACAGCAAGUUCAAGAUGCCCAAGUUCAAGAUGCCGUCCUUCGGGGGCUCCGCAGCUGGCAAGUCCAUCGAGGCCUCCAUGCACAGCGACGUGGACGUCACGCUGCCCGAGGUGCAGGCGGACGUCACCCUGCCCUCUGCCCAAGGGGACCUCAAGACCGGAGACCUCAGCAUCCAGCUCCCGUCCGUGGACGUGGAUGUCGCAUCAGGCGUCAAGGCCGUGCAGCCCCCUGAGCUGGAGGUACCCGAAGCCACACUCCCGGACGUGGAAGUCAGAGGCGGCCUCAAGGGCCACCUGCCCAAGGUGAAGACCCCCAGCUUCAAGGUGCCCAAAGUGGACUUCAAGGCGCCCCAGGUGGACAUCUCGGCGCCCAAGCUGGACGUGAAGGGCCCCAAGGCAGAGGUCAGCACCCCCAGCGUCGAGGUGAAGCAGCCCACCGCUGACGUCGAGAUUCGCGCCCCUGAUGCCACGCUGGAGGCGGACAUCGCCCUGGGAGGCAAGGACGUGGGGGCCAGGGACAGCAAGUUCAAGAUGCCCAAGUUCAAGAUGCCGUCCUUCGGGGGCUCCGCUGCUGGCAAGUCCAUCGAGGCCUCCAUGCACAGCGACGUGGACGUCACGCUGCCCGAGGUGCAGGCGGACGUCACCCUGCCCUCUGCCCAAGGGGACCUCAAGACCGGAGACCUCAGCAUCCAGCUCCCGUCCGUGGACGUGGAUGUCGCAUCAGGCGUCAAGGCCGUGCAGCCCCCUGAGCUGGAGGUACCCGAAGCCACACUCCCGGACGUGGAAGUCAGAGGCGGCCUCAAGGGCCACCUGCCCAAGGUGAAGACCCCCAGCUUCAAGGUGCCCAAAGUGGACUUCAAGGCGCCCCAGGUGGACAUCUCGGCGCCCAAGCUGGACGUGAAGGGCCCCAAGGCAGAGGUCAGCACCCCCAGCGUCGAGGUGAAGCUGCCCACCGCUGACGUCGAGAUUCGCGCCCCUGAUGCCACGCUGGAGGCGGACAUCGCCCUGGGAGGCAAGGACGUGGGGGCCAGGGACAGCAAGUUCAAGAUGCCCAAGUUCAAGAUGCCGUCCUUCGGGGGCUCCGCUGCUGGCAAGUCCAUCGAGGCCUCCAUGCACAGCGACGUGGACGUCACGCUGCCCGAGGUGCAGGCGGACGUCACCCUGCCCUCUGCCCAAGGGGACCUCAAGACCGGAGACCUCAGCAUCCAGCUCCCGUCCGUGGACGUGGAUGUCGCAUCAGGCGUCAAGGCCGUGCAGCCCCCUGAGCUGGAGGUACCCGAAGCCACACUCCCGGACGUGGAAGUCAGAGGCGGCCUCAAGGGCCACCUGCCCAAGGUGAAGACCCCCAGCUUCAAGGUGCCCAAAGUGGACUUCAAGGCGCCCCAGGUGGACAUCUCGGCGCCCAAGCUGGACGUGAAGGGCCCCAAGGCAGAGGUCAGCACCCCCAGCGUCGAGGUGAAGCUGCCCACCGCUGACGUCGAGAUUCGCGCCCCUGAUGCCACGCUGGAGGCGGACAUCGCCCUGGGAGGCAAGGACGUGGGGGCCAGGGACAGCAAGUUCAAGAUGCCCAAGUUCAAGAUGCCGUCCUUCGGGGGCUCCGCAGCUGGCAAGUCCAUCGAGGCCUCCAUGCACAGCGACGUGGACGUCACGCUGCCCGAGGUGCAGGCGGACGUCACCCUGCCCUCUGCCCAAGGGGACCUCAAGACCGGAGACCUCAGCAUCCAGCUCCCGUCCGUGGACGUGGAUGUCGCAUCAGGCGUCAAGGCCGUGCAGCCCCCUGAGCUGGAGGUACCCGAAGCCACACUCCCGGACGUGGAAGUCAGAGGCGGCCUCAAGGGCCACCUGCCCAAGGUGAAGACCCCCAGCUUCAAGGUGCCCAAAGUGGACUUCAAGGCGCCCCAGGUGGACAUCUCGGCGCCCAAGCUGGACGUGAAGGGCCCCAAGGCAGAGGUCAGCACCCCCAGCGUCGAGGUGAAGCUGCCCACCGCUGACGUCGAGAUUCGCGCCCCUGAUGCCACGCUGGAGGCGGACAUCGCCCUGGGAGGCAAGGACGUGGGGGCCAGGGACAGCAAGUUCAAGAUGCCCAAGUUCAAGAUGCCGUCCUUCGGGGGCUCCGCUGCUGGCAAGUCCAUCGAGGCCUCCAUGCACAGCGACGUGGACGUCACGCUGCCCGAGGUGCAGGCGGACGUCACCCUGCCCUCUGCCCAAGGGGACCUCAAGACCGGAGACCUCAGCAUCCAGCUCCCGUCCGUGGACGUGGAUGUCGUAUCAGGCGUCAAGGCCGUGCAGCCCCCUGAGCUGGAGGUACCCGAAGCCACACUCCCGGACGUGGAAGUCAGAGGCGGCCUCAAGGGCCACCUGCCCAAGGUGAAGACCCCCAGCUUCAAGGUGCCCAAAGUGGACUUCAAGGCGCCCCAGGUGGACAUCUCGGCGCCCAAGCUGGACGUGAAGGGCCCCAAGGCAGAGGUCAGCACCCCCAGCGUCGAGGUGAAGCUGCCCACCGCUGACGUCGAGAUUCGCGCCCCUGAUAUUCGCGCCCCUGAUGCCACGCUGGAGGCGGACAUCGCCCUGGGAGGCAAGGACGUGGGGGCCAGGGACAGCAAGUUCAAGAUGCCCAAGUUCAAGAUGCCGUCCUUCGGGGGCUCCGCUGCUGGCAAGUCCAUCGAGGCCUCCAUGCACAGCGACGUGGACGUCACGCUGCCCGAGGUGCAGGCGGACGUCACCCUGCCCUCUGCCCAAGGGGACCUCAAGACCGGAGACCUCAGCAUCCAGCUCCCGUCCGUGGACGUGGAUGUCGCAUCAGGCGUCAAGGCCGUGCAGCCCCCUGAGCUGGAGGUACCCGAAGCCACACUCCCGGACGUGGAAGUCAGAGGCGGCCUCAAGGGCCACCUGCCCAAGGUGAAGACCCCCAGCUUCAAGGUGCCCAAAGUGGACUUCAAGGCGCCCCAGGUGGACAUCUCGGCGCCCAAGCUGGACGUGAAGGGCCCCAAGGCAGAGGUCAGCACCCCCAGCGUCGAGGUGAAGCUGCCCACCGCUGACGUCGAGAUUCGCGCCCCUGAUGCCACGCUGGAGGCGGACAUCGCCCUGGGAGGCAAGGACGUGGGGGCCAGGGACAGCAAGUUCAAGAUGCCCAAGUUCAAGAUGCCGUCCUUCGGGGGCUCCGCAGCUGGCAAGUCCAUCGAGGCCUCCAUGCACAGCGACGUGGACGUCACGCUGCCCGAGGUGCAGGCGGACGUCACCCUGCCCUCUGCCCAAGGGGACCUCAAGACCGGAGACCUCAGCAUCCAGCUCCCGUCCGUGGACGUGGAUGUCGCAUCAGGCGUCAAGGCCGUGCAGCCCCCUGAGCUGGAGGUACCCGAAGCCACACUCCCGGACGUGGAAGUCAGAGGCGGCCUCAAGGGCCACCUGCCCAAGGUGAAGACCCCCAGCUUCAAGGUGCCCAAAGUGGACUUCAAGGCGCCCCAGGUGGACAUCUCGGCGCCCAAGCUGGACGUGAAGGGCCCCAAGGCAGAGGUCAGCACCCCCAGCGUCGAGGUGAAGCUGCCCACCGCUGACGUCGAGAUUCGCGCCCCUGAUGCCACGCUGGAGGCGGACAUCGCCCUGGGAGGCAAGGACGUGGGGGCCAGGGACAGCAAGUUCAAGAUGCCCAAGUUCAAGAUGCCGUCCUUCGGGGGCUCCGCUGCUGGCAAGUCCAUCGAGGCCUCCAUGCACAGCGACGUGGACGUCACGCUGCCCGAGGUGCAGGCGGACGUCACCCUGCCCUCUGCCCAAGGGGACCUCAAGACCGGAGACCUCAGCAUCCAGCUCCCGUCCGUGGACGUGGAUGUCGCAUCAGGCGUCAAGGCCGUGCAGCCCCCUGAGCUGGAGGUACCCGAAGCCACACUCCCGGACGUGGAAGUCAGAGGCGGCCUCAAGGGCCACCUGCCCAAGGUGAAGACCCCCAGCUUCAAGGUGCCCAAAGUGGACUUCAAGGCGCCCCAGGUGGACAUCUCGGCGCCCAAGCUGGACGUGAAGGGCCCCAAGGCAGAGGUCAGCACCCCCAGCGUCGAGGUGAAGCUGCCCACCGCUGACGUCGAGAUUCGCGCCCCUGAUGCCACGCUGGAGGCGGACAUCGCCCUGGGAGGCAAGGACGUGGGGGCCAGGGACAGCAAGUUCAAGAUGCCCAAGUUCAAGAUGCCGUCCUUCGGGGGCUCCGCAGCUGGCAAGUCCAUCGAGGCCUCCAUGCACAGCGACGUGGACGUCACGCUGCCCGAGGUGCAGGCGGACGUCACCCUGCCCUCUGCCCAAGGGGACCUCAAGACCGGAGACCUCAGCAUCCAGCUCCCGUCCGUGGACGUGGAUGUCGCAUCAGGCGUCAAGGCCGUGCAGCCCCCUGAGCUGGAGGUACCCGAAGCCACACUCCCGGACGUGGAAGUCAGAGGCGGCCUCAAGGGCCACCUGCCCAAGGUGAAGACCCCCAGCUUCAAGGUGCCCAAAGUGGACUUCAAGGCGCCCCAGGUGGACAUCUCGGCGCCCAAGCUGGACGUGAAGGGCCCCAAGGCAGAGGUCAGCACCCCCAGCGUCGAGGUGAAGCUGCCCACCGCUGACGUCGAGAUUCGCGCCCCUGAUGCCACGCUGGAGGCGGACAUCGCCCUGGGAGGCAAGGACGUGGGGGCCAGGGACAGCAAGUUCAAGAUGCCCAAGUUCAAGAUGCCGUCCUUCGGGGGCUCCGCUGCUGGCAAGUCCAUCGAGGCCUCCAUGCACAGCGACGUGGACGUCACGCUGCCCGAGGUGCAGGCGGACGUCACCCUGCCCUCUGCCCAAGGGGACCUCAAGACCGGAGACCUCAGCAUCCAGCUCCCGUCCGUGGACGUGGAUGUCGUAUCAGGCGUCAAGGCCGUGCAGCCCCCUGAGCUGGAGGUACCCGAAGCCACACUCCCGGACGUGGAAGUCAGAGGCGGCCUCAAGGGCCACCUGCCCAAGGUGAAGACCCCCAGCUUCAAGGUGCCCAAAGUGGACUUCAAGGCGCCCCAGGUGGACAUCUCGGCGCCCAAGCUGGACGUGAAGGGCCCCAAGGCAGAGGUCAGCACCCCCAGCGUCGAGGUGAAGCUGCCCACCGCUGACGUCGAGAUUCGCGCCCCUGAUGCCACGCUGGAGGCGGACAUCGCCCUGGGAGGCAAGGACGUGGGGGCCAGGGACAGCAAGUUCAAGAUGCCCAAGUUCAAGAUGCCGUCCUUCGGGGGCUCCGCAGCUGGCAAGUCCAUCGAGGCCUCCAUGCACAGCGACGUGGACGUCACGCUGCCCGAGGUGCAGGCGGACGUCACCCUGCCCUCUGCCCAAGGGGACCUCAAGACCGGAGACCUCAGCAUCCAGCUCCCGUCCGUGGACGUGGAUGUCGCAUCAGGCGUCAAGGCCGUGCAGCCCCCUGAGCUGGAGGUACCCGAAGCCACACUCCCGGACGUGGAAGUCAGAGGCGGCCUCAAGGGCCACCUGCCCAAGGUGAAGACCCCCAGCUUCAAGGUGCCCAAAGUGGACUUCAAGGCGCCCCAGGUGGACAUCUCGGCGCCCAAGCUGGACGUGAAGGGCCCCAAGGCAGAGGUCAGCACCCCCAGCGUCGAGGUGAAGCUGCCCACCGCUGACGUCGAGAUUCGCGCCCCUGAUGCCACGCUGGAGGCGGACAUCGCCCUGGGAGGCAAGGACGUGGGGGCCAGGGACAGCAAGUUCAAGAUGCCCAAGUUCAAGAUGCCGUCCUUCGGGGGCUCCGCAGCUGGCAAGUCCAUCGAGGCCUCCAUGCACAGCGACGUGGACGUCACGCUGCCCGAGGUGCAGGCGGACGUCACCCUGCCCUCUGCCCAAGGGGACCUCAAGACCGGAGACCUCAGCAUCCAGCUCCCGUCCGUGGACGUGGAUGUCGCAUCAGGCGUCAAGGCCGUGCAGCCCCCUGAGCUGGAGGUACCCGAAGCCACACUCCCGGACGUGGAAGUCAGAGGCGGCCUCAAGGGCCACCUGCCCAAGGUGAAGACCCCCAGCUUCAAGGUGCCCAAAGUGGACUUCAAGGCGCCCCAGGUGGACAUCUCGGCGCCCAAGCUGGACGUGAAGGGCCCCAAGGCAGAGGUCAGCACCCCCAGCGUCGAGGUGAAGCAGCCCACCGCUGACGUCGAGAUUCGCGCCCCUGAUGCCACGCUGGAGGCGGACAUCGCCCUGGGAGGCAAGGACGUGGGGGCCAGGGACAGCAAGUUCAAGAUGCCCAAGUUCAAGAUGCCGUCCUUCGGGGGCUCCGCUGCUGGCAAGUCCAUCGAGGCCUCCAUGCACAGCGACGUGGACGUCACGCUGCCCGAGGUGCAGGCGGACGUCACCCUGCCCUCUGCCCAAGGGGACCUCAAGACCGGAGACCUCAGCAUCCAGCUCCCGUCCGUGGACGUGGAUGUCGCAUCAGGCGUCAAGGCCGUGCAGCCCCCUGAGCUGGAGGUACCCGAAGCCACACUCCCGGACGUGGAAGUCAGAGGCGGCCUCAAGGGCCACCUGCCCAAGGUGAAGACCCCCAGCUUCAAGGUGCCCAAAGUGGACUUCAAGGCGCCCCAGGUGGACAUCUCGGCGCCCAAGCUGGACGUGAAGGGCCCCAAGGCAGAGGUCAGCACCCCCAGCGUCGAGGUGAAGCUGCCCACCGCUGACGUCGAGAUUCGCGCCCCUGAUGCCACGCUGGAGGCGGACAUCGCCCUGGGAGGCAAGGACGUGGGGGCCAGGGACAGCAAGUUCAAGAUGCCCAAGUUCAAGAUGCCGUCCUUCGGGGGCUCCGCUGCUGGCAAGUCCAUCGAGGCCUCCAUGCACAGCGACGUGGACGUCACGCUGCCCGAGGUGCAGGCGGACGUCACCCUGCCCUCUGCCCAAGGGGACCUCAAGACCGGAGACCUCAGCAUCCAGCUCCCGUCCGUGGACGUGGAUGUCGCAUCAGGCGUCAAGGCCGUGCAGCCCCCUGAGCUGGAGGUACCCGAAGCCACACUCCCGGACGUGGAAGUCAGAGGCGGCCUCAAGGGCCACCUGCCCAAGGUGAAGACCCCCAGCUUCAAGGUGCCCAAAGUGGACUUCAAGGCGCCCCAGGUGGACAUCUCGGCGCCCAAGCUGGACGUGAAGGGCCCCAAGGCAGAGGUCAGCACCCCCAGCGUCGAGGUGAAGCUGCCCACCGCUGACGUCGAGAUUCGCGCCCCUGAUGCCACGCUGGAGGCGGACAUCGCCCUGGGAGGCAAGGACGUGGGGGCCAGGGACAGCAAGUUCAAGAUGCCCAAGUUCAAGAUGCCGUCCUUCGGGGGCUCCGCUGCUGGCAAGUCCAUCGAGGCCUCCAUGCACAGCGACGUGGACGUCACGCUGCCCGAGGUGCAGGCGGACGUCACCCUGCCCUCUGCCCAAGGGGACCUCAAGACCGGAGACCUCAGCAUCCAGCUCCCGUCCGUGGACGUGGAUGUCGCAUCAGGCGUCAAGGCCGUGCAGCCCCCUGAGCUGGAGGUACCCGAAGCCACACUCCCGGACGUGGAAGUCAGAGGCGGCCUCAAGGGCCACCUGCCCAAGGUGAAGACCCCCAGCUUCAAGGUGCCCAAAGUGGACUUCAAGGCGCCCCAGGUGGACAUCUCGGCGCCCAAGCUGGACGUGAAGGGCCCCAAGGCAGAGGUCAGCACCCCCAGCGUCGAGGUGAAGCUGCCCACCGCUGACGUCGAGAUUCGCGCCCCUGAUGCCACGCUGGAGGCGGACAUCGCCCUGGGAGGCAAGGACGUGGGGGCCAGGGACAGCAAGUUCAAGAUGCCCAAGUUCAAGAUGCCGUCCUUCGGGGGCUCCGCAGCUGGCAAGUCCAUCGAGGCCUCCAUGCACAGCGACGUGGACGUCACGCUGCCCGAGGUGCAGGCGGACGUCACCCUGCCCUCUGCCCAAGGGGACCUCAAGACCGGAGACCUCAGCAUCCAGCUCCCGUCCGUGGACGUGGAUGUCGCAUCAGGCGUCAAGGCCGUGCAGCCCCCUGAGCUGGAGGUACCCGAAGCCACACUCCCGGACGUGGAAGUCAGAGGCGGCCUCAAGGGCCACCUGCCCAAGGUGAAGACCCCCAGCUUCAAGGUGCCCAAAGUGGACUUCAAGGCGCCCCAGGUGGACAUCUCGGCGCCCAAGCUGGACGUGAAGGGCCCCAAGGCAGAGGUCAGCACCCCCAGCGUCGAGGUGAAGCUGCCCACCGCUGACGUCGAGAUUCGCGCCCCUGAUGCCACGCUGGAGGCGGACAUCGCCCUGGGAGGCAAGGACGUGGGGGCCAGGGACAGCAAGUUCAAGAUGCCCAAGUUCAAGAUGCCGUCCUUCGGGGGCUCCGCAGCUGGCAAGUCCAUCGAGGCCUCCAUGCACAGCGACGUGGACGUCACGCUGCCCGAGGUGCAGGCGGACGUCACCCUGCCCUCUGCCCAAGGGGACCUCAAGACCGGAGACCUCAGCAUCCAGCUCCCGUCCGUGGACGUGGAUGUCGCAUCAGGCGUCAAGGCCGUGCAGCCCCCUGAGCUGGAGGUACCCGAAGCCACACUCCCGGACGUGGAAGUCAGAGGCGGCCUCAAGGGCCACCUGCCCAAGGUGAAGACCCCCAGCUUCAAGGUGCCCAAAGUGGACUUCAAGGCGCCCCAGGUGGACAUCUCGGCGCCCAAGCUGGACGUGAAGGGCCCCAAGGCAGAGGUCAGCACCCCCAGCGUCGAGGUGAAGCUGCCCACCGCUGACGUCGAGAUUCGCGCCCCUGAUGCCACGCUGGAGGCGGACAUCGCCCUGGGAGGCAAGGACGUGGGGGCCAGGGACAGCAAGUUCAAGAUGCCCAAGUUCAAGAUGCCGUCCUUCGGGGGCUCCGCAGCUGGCAAGUCCAUCGAGGCCUCCAUGCACAGCGACGUGGACGUCACGCUGCCCGAGGUGCAGGCGGACGUCACCCUGCCCUCUGCCCAAGGGGACCUCAAGACCGGAGACCUCAGCAUCCAGCUCCCGUCCGUGGACGUGGAUGUCGCAUCAGGCGUCAAGGCCGUGCAGCCCCCUGAGCUGGAGGUACCCGAAGCCACACUCCCGGACGUGGAAGUCAGAGGCGGCCUCAAGGGCCACCUGCCCAAGGUGAAGACCCCCAGCUUCAAGGUGCCCAAAGUGGACUUCAAGGCGCCCCAGGUGGACAUCUCGGCGCCCAAGCUGGACGUGAAGGGCCCCAAGGCAGAGGUCAGCACCCCCAGCGUCGAGGUGAAGCUGCCCACCGCUGACGUCGAGAUUCGCGCCCCUGAUGCCACGCUGGAGGCGGACAUCGCCCUGGGAGGCAAGGACGUGGGGGCCAGGGACAGCAAGUUCAAGAUGCCCAAGUUCAAGAUGCCGUCCUUCGGGGGCUCCGCUGCUGGCAAGUCCAUCGAGGCCUCCAUGCACAGCGACGUGGACGUCACGCUGCCCGAGGUGCAGGCGGACGUCACCCUGCCCUCUGCCCAAGGGGACCUCAAGACCGGAGACCUCAGCAUCCAGCUCCCGUCCGUGGACGUGGAUGUCGCAUCAGGCGUCAAGGCCGUGCAGCCCCCUGAGCUGGAGGUACCCGAAGCCACACUCCCGGACGUGGAAGUCAGAGGCGGCCUCAAGGGCCACCUGCCCAAGGUGAAGACCCCCAGCUUCAAGGUGCCCAAAGUGGACUUCAAGGCGCCCCAGGUGGACAUCUCGGCGCCCAAGCUGGACGUGAAGGGCCCCAAGGCAGAGGUCAGCACCCCCAGCGUCGAGGUGAAGCUGCCCACCGCUGACGUCGAGAUUCGCGCCCCUGAUGCCACGCUGGAGGCGGACAUCGCCCUGGGAGGCAAGGACGUGGGGGCCAGGGACAGCAAGUUCAAGAUGCCCAAGUUCAAGAUGCCGUCCUUCGGGGGCUCCGCAGCUGGCAAGUCCAUCGAGGCCUCCAUGCACAGCGACGUGGACGUCACGCUGCCCGAGGUGCAGGCGGACGUCACCCUGCCCUCUGCCCAAGGGGACCUCAAGACCGGAGACCUCAGCAUCCAGCUCCCGUCCGUGGACGUGGAUGUCGCAUCAGGCGUCAAGGCCGUGCAGCCCCCUGAGCUGGAGGUACCCGAAGCCACACUCCCGGACGUGGAAGUCAGAGGCGGCCUCAAGGGCCACCUGCCCAAGGUGAAGACCCCCAGCUUCAAGGUGCCCAAAGUGGACUUCAAGGCGCCCCAGGUGGACAUCUCGGCGCCCAAGCUGGACGUGAAGGGCCCCAAGGCAGAGGUCAGCACCCCCAGCGUCGAGGUGAAGCUGCCCACCGCUGACGUCGAGAUUCGCGCCCCUGAUGCCACGCUGGAGGCGGACAUCGCCCUGGGAGGCAAGGACGUGGGGGCCAGGGACAGCAAGUUCAAGAUGCCCAAGUUCAAGAUGCCGUCCUUCGGGGGCUCCGCAGCUGGCAAGUCCAUCGAGGCCUCCAUGCACAGCGACGUGGACGUCACGCUGCCCGAGGUGCAGGCGGACGUCACCCUGCCCUCUGCCCAAGGGGACCUCAAGACCGGAGACCUCAGCAUCCAGCUCCCGUCCGUGGACGUGGAUGUCGCAUCAGGCGUCAAGGCCGUGCAGCCCCCUGAGCUGGAGGUACCCGAAGCCACACUCCCGGACGUGGAAGUCAGAGGCGGCCUCAAGGGCCACCUGCCCAAGGUGAAGACCCCCAGCUUCAAGGUGCCCAAAGUGGACUUCAAGGCGCCCCAGGUGGACAUCUCGGCGCCCAAGCUGGACGUGAAGGGCCCCAAGGCAGAGGUCAGCACCCCCAGCGUCGAGGUGAAGCUGCCCACCGCUGACGUCGAGAUUCGCGCCCCUGAUGCCACGCUGGAGGCGGACAUCGCCCUGGGAGGCAAGGACGUGGGGGCCAGGGACAGCAAGUUCAAGAUGCCCAAGUUCAAGAUGCCGUCCUUCGGGGGCUCCGCAGCUGGCAAGUCCAUCGAGGCCUCCAUGCACAGCGACGUGGACGUCACGCUGCCCGAGGUGCAGGCGGACGUCACCCUGCCCUCUGCCCAAGGGGACCUCAAGACCGGAGACCUCAGCAUCCAGCUCCCGUCCGUGGACGUGGAUGUCGCAUCAGGCGUCAAGGCCGUGCAGCCCCCUGAGCUGGAGGUACCCGAAGCCACACUCCCGGACGUGGAAGUCAGAGGCGGCCUCAAGGGCCACCUGCCCAAGGUGAAGACCCCCAGCUUCAAGGUGCCCAAAGUGGACUUCAAGGCGCCCCAGGUGGACAUCUCGGCGCCCAAGCUGGACGUGAAGGGCCCCAAGGCAGAGGUCAGCACCCCCAGCGUCGAGGUGAAGCUGCCCACCGCUGACGUCGAGAUUCGCGCCCCUGAUGCCACGCUGGAGGCGGACAUCGCCCUGGGAGGCAAGGACGUGGGGGCCAGGGACAGCAAGUUCAAGAUGCCCAAGUUCAAGAUGCCGUCCUUCGGGGGCUCCGCAGCUGGCAAGUCCAUCGAGGCCUCCAUGCACAGCGACGUGGACGUCACGCUGCCCGAGGUGCAGGCGGACGUCACCCUGCCCUCUGCCCAAGGGGACCUCAAGACCGGAGACCUCAGCAUCCAGCUCCCGUCCGUGGACGUGGAUGUCGCAUCAGGCGUCAAGGCCGUGCAGCCCCCUGAGCUGGAGGUACCCGAAGCCACACUCCCGGACGUGGAAGUCAGAGGCGGCCUCAAGGGCCACCUGCCCAAGGUGAAGACCCCCAGCUUCAAGGUGCCCAAAGUGGACUUCAAGGCGCCCCAGGUGGACAUCUCGGCGCCCAAGCUGGACGUGAAGGGCCCCAAGGCAGAGGUCAGCACCCCCAGCGUCGAGGUGAAGCUGCCCACCGCUGACGUCGAGAUUCGCGCCCCUGAUGCCACGCUGGAGGCGGACAUCGCCCUGGGAGGCAAGGACGUGGGGGCCAGGGACAGCAAGUUCAAGAUGCCCAAGUUCAAGAUGCCGUCCUUCGGGGGCUCCACAGCUGGCAAGUCCAUCGAGGCCUCCAUGCACAGCGACGUGGACGUCACGCUGCCCGAGGUGCAGGCGGACGUCACCCUGCCCUCUGCCCAAGGGGACCUCAAGACCGGAGACCUCAGCAUCCAGCUCCCGUCCGUGGACGUGGAUGUCGCAUCAGGCGUCAAGGCCGUGCAGCCCCCUGAGCUGGAGGUACCCGAAGCCACACUCCCGGACGUGGAAGUCAGAGGCGGCCUCAAGGGCCACCUGCCCAAGGUGAAGACCCCCAGCUUCAAGGUGCCCAAAGUGGACUUCAAGGCGCCCCAGGUGGACAUCUCGGCGCCCAAGCUGGACGUGAAGGGCCCCAAGGCAGAGGUCAGCACCCCCAGCGUCGAGGUGAAGCUGCCCACCGCUGACGUCGAGAUUCGCGCCCCUGAUGCCACGCUGGAGGCGGACAUCGCCCUGGGAGGCAAGGACGUGGGGGCCAGGGACAGCAAGUUCAAGAUGCCCAAGUUCAAGAUGCCGUCCUUCGGGGGCUCCGCAGCUGGCAAGUCCAUCGAGGCCUCCAUGCACAGCGACGUGGACGUCACGCUGCCCGAGGUGCAGGCGGACGUCACCCUGCCCUCUGCCCAAGGGGACCUCAAGACCGGAGACCUCAGCAUCCAGCUCCCGUCCGUGGACGUGGAUGUCGCAUCAGGCGUCAAGGCCGUGCAGCCCCCUGAGCUGGAGGUACCCGAAGCCACACUCCCGGACGUGGAAGUCAGAGGCGGCCUCAAGGGCCACCUGCCCAAGGUGAAGACCCCCAGCUUCAAGGUGCCCAAAGUGGACUUCAAGGCGCCCCAGGUGGACAUCUCGGCGCCCAAGCUGGACGUGAAGGGCCCCAAGGCAGAGGUCAGCACCCCCAGCGUCGAGGUGAAGCUGCCCACCGCUGACGUCGAGAUUCGCGCCCCUGAUGCCACGCUGGAGGCGGACAUCGCCCUGGGAGGCAAGGACGUGGGGGCCAGGGACAGCAAGUUCAAGAUGCCCAAGUUCAAGAUGCCGUCCUUCGGGGGCUCCGCUGCUGGCAAGUCCAUCGAGGCCUCCAUGCACAGCGACGUGGACGUCACGCUGCCCGAGGUGCAGGCGGACGUCACCCUGCCCUCUGCCCAAGGGGACCUCAAGACCGGAGACCUCAGCAUCCAGCUCCCGUCCGUGGACGUGGAUGUCGCAUCAGGCGUCAAGGCCGUGCAGCCCCCUGAGCUGGAGGUACCCGAAGCCACACUCCCGGACGUGGAAGUCAGAGGCGGCCUCAAGGGCCACCUGCCCAAGGUGAAGACCCCCAGCUUCAAGGUGCCCAAAGUGGACUUCAAGGCGCCCCAGGUGGACAUCUCGGCGCCCAAGCUGGACGUGAAGGGCCCCAAGGCAGAGGUCAGCACCCCCAGCGUCGAGGUGAAGCUGCCCACCGCUGACGUCGAGAUUCGCGCCCCUGAUGCCACGCUGGAGGCGGACAUCGCCCUGGGAGGCAAGGACGUGGGGGCCAGGGACAGCAAGUUCAAGAUGCCCAAGUUCAAGAUGCCGUCCUUCGGGGGCUCCGCUGCUGGCAAGUCCAUCGAGGCCUCCAUGCACAGCGACGUGGACGUCACGCUGCCCGAGGUGCAGGCGGACGUCACCCUGCCCUCUGCCCAAGGGGACCUCAAGACCGGAGACCUCAGCAUCCAGCUCCCGUCCGUGGACGUGGAUGUCGCAUCAGGCGUCAAGGCCGUGCAGCCCCCUGAGCUGGAGGUACCCGAAGCCACACUCCCGGACGUGGAAGUCAGAGGCGGCCUCAAGGGCCACCUGCCCAAGGUGAAGACCCCCAGCUUCAAGGUGCCCAAAGUGGACUUCAAGGCGCCCCAGGUGGACAUCUCGGCGCCCAAGCUGGACGUGAAGGGCCCCAAGGCAGAGGUCAGCACCCCCAGCGUCGAGGUGAAGCUGCCCACCGCUGACGUCGAGAUUCGCGCCCCUGAUGCCACGCUGGAGGCGGACAUCGCCCUGGGAGGCAAGGACGUGGGGGCCAGGGACAGCAAGUUCAAGAUGCCCAAGUUCAAGAUGCCGUCCUUCGGGGGCUCCGCUGCUGGCAAGUCCAUCGAGGCCUCCAUGCACAGCGACGUGGACGUCACGCUGCCCGAGGUGCAGGCGGACGUCACCCUGCCCUCUGCCCAAGGGGACCUCAAGACCGGAGACCUCAGCAUCCAGCUCCCGUCCGUGGACGUGGAUGUCACAUCAGGCGUCAAGGCCGUGCAGCCCCCUGAGCUGGAGGUACCCGAAGCCACACUCCCGGACGUGGAAGUCAGAGGCGGCCUCAAGGGCCACCUGCCCAAGGUGAAGACCCCCAGCUUCAAGGUGCCCAAAGUGGACUUCAAGGCGCCCCAGGUGGACAUCUCGGCGCCCAAGCUGGACGUGAAGGGCCCCAAGGCAGAGGUCAGCACCCCCAGCGUCGAGGUGAAGCUGCCCACCGCUGACGUCGAGAUUCGCGCCCCUGAUGCCACGCUGGAGGCGGACAUCGCCCUGGGAGGCAAGGACGUGGGGGCCAGGGACAGCAAGUUCAAGAUGCCCAAGUUCAAGAUGCCGUCCUUCGGGGGCUCCGCAGCUGGCAAGUCCAUCGAGGCCUCCAUGCACAGCGACGUGGACGUCACGCUGCCCGAGGUGCAGGCGGACGUCACCCUGCCCUCUGCCCAAGGGGACCUCAAGACCGGAGACCUCAGCAUCCAGCUCCCGUCCGUGGACGUGGAUGUCGCAUCAGGCGUCAAGGCCGUGCAGCCCCCUGAGCUGGAGGUACCCGAAGCCACACUCCCGGACGUGGAAGUCAGAGGCGGCCUCAAGGGCCACCUGCCCAAGGUGAAGACCCCCAGCUUCAAGGUGCCCAAAGUGGACUUCAAGGCGCCCCAGGUGGACAUCUCGGCGCCCAAGCUGGACGUGAAGGGCCCCAAGGCAGAGGUCAGCACCCCCAGCGUCGAGGUGAAGCUGCCCACCGCUGACGUCGAGAUUCGCGCCCCUGAUGCCACGCUGGAGGCGGACAUCGCCCUGGGAGGCAAGGACGUGGGGGCCAGGGACAGCAAGUUCAAGAUGCCCAAGUUCAAGAUGCCGUCCUUCAGGGGUUCUUCCUUUAGCAAGUCUACGGAUCACUCUGUAAACGUUGACCUGGAUGAUGCAUUAGGCCCUGCACCUCAGAUUUCAGUUCCUGGUUUUUCAUCUGUUUCCUCCAGUACUGUUCGUCAUCAGUUCCAGUCUGAUGCCUCCUUCUCUGUUCCCUCUGAUACUGGCACCGUAAUCACAUCCCAGGAUGAUGCCUCUUAUGCUCUUCACUCAGGUGUAUUGCCCCUGGAGAGCUCCGAAGUGGUCUUGGGUGAUGUCUCCCUUGGCACCGUCGAUGGAGAACUGCUGUCCCCUGUUGAUUCUCAUCCUGAACCUCGGGUUUCUUUGUUUCCCACAUCAUAUACACCUGUGACUUUUCCUAAAUUUCAUAGACCAAAGUUUCAGUAUUCAGAUCCCAGAAUGGUGGUUGGUUUCGAGGCCCCUGAUGCUCUGGUUCCCCAUACUGUGUCUGGCCCUUAUUCCUCACAGGGUUUUGACUCCUCAGAAAGCCCUGUGACUGGCCCACAGCUGUUGUGUUCAGGUUCAGAUUCUCUGUGCAUGGCCCCCGAGGUCCCAUCACACACUGAGGGGUCUUCUGCAGCAGCGGCAUGUGGAGCUCCCACUGAGGGUGCUGACCGGGCACGGAAGGGCAGUCCAUUAAAAAUGCCCAAGCUCAAGCUCCCAUCUUUUCGGUGGUCUCCCAAGAAAGGUGUCCCUAAACACCACCUGGAGGAUGUAAAGCUCAGUGCAGCCACAGAAACAGACAGGCUUCAAGGGGUGCCCCAAGUUUCUAUUCCCCCAACGGAUGUCCCUCCAGAGGAGGAUGGAGAGGGGAGCAAGCUAGAGCAGACUGGCCCAGCGCUGCCAGAGCUUACUCUUCUUACAGCUGAGCUCUCCCAGGCCAGGGCUGGUCUGUCGUCAGGAGAGCCGCACCCUACCUUUUCUGGGACCUUCGUGGCCAAGAGUGGCUUCAAGGACUCUGGCACCACAGAGCAACACAGCCUCUCUCUAGGAAAUAGUGCCUGUGGGGAAGUCUCCACAAGGCAGCCCUUCGGGAAGCCAGUGAUCCCUACCACAGAAAACCCACUCCCGCCAUCCUGUAAACACAAGGAUGCUCAAGUGUCAAGCACAGAGGGGGUAGCCUCUCGAGACAGCUGGUUUAGGAUGCCUACAUUCCACCUGCCUGGCCUGCGGCGUGCUCCAUCCAAGGAGAAAGGGGAGGCUGCAGGGCUGGAGAAGGUUCCCAGACUCCUACCUGAUACCUGCAGCCCCAGAGAAGAAGCUCCUGGUAGAAUUAUGAGUCAGGGGCUCCUUGGGGAGGUGGCUGUGCCCCUGCAUUCCCUCAAGAGCAGUGAGGACAAGGCAUCUCUCGACAGCGCCUCCUAUGCUGACGUGCUUCGCCGCAAUUUGCACAGUACUGGCCCAGGCUCUGGGCAGCAGCCUCUUACAGCCGGGUCAUCUUCCCCUGUUGGGACCUGUCCAGGAGAAAGCCCCCUCAUGCUUACCCAAGUCAGCUUUUCUGAAAUCCCAGGCCCUGAAGCAGAGGCAGUGAAGAGACCUUCGACACUGGCGGCGCCCAGCCCCCAUGGCUCAGGCCCCACUUCCCUUGGGGGCAUGGGAGUAGUCUGGGAAGAUUCCGUGCUCAAAGUACGGUUUCCCAAACUGAAGGUGCCAAGGUUCACCUUCCCUGACCCCAGCUUGGACACUGACAUUUUCAUCCCAAUGGUUCGGGAAGUGUGGCACCCCGAGAACCAUCUCCACCUCACUCUGCAGACAGAGAGCCCUGAAAUCUGGGGUGCAACCAUCCUAAAGGAGAGUGCAGGGCACUGCAGGGAGCAGCUAAAGGACUGUCACCUCUCCUCAGAACUGCCCCCCAUUUCUAAGGUGAGAGUGCGCAUUCAAGGAGCUCAGGCCGAGAGCCACGCAGUCACCAUCCACAGCAGGGCACUGGCAGGCUCUGCUGAUCCCUGGGGACCCAAGACCUUUACUACUGAGACUGUACAUGAGUUGGAGACCCCAGCCUCACAGAAGGCCUCCUAUGGAUUCUCCCUGCUGAAGGGGAGACUCUCAGAGCCCACUCUCCAGACAGGUGUGAGCCUCGGGGCUCAGGAAACUCCCACAGAGGCAGUCCUGAGCGCUGACUCUCAAGAACCAUUUGAAGUGGUCUCCAGCGACAGGGAGUCAACGGCUGCCUCUGAAGUUGGCUCUGGUGCCCAACUUGCCGAGAGCUGUUCUGAUGAGGAGCCUGCAGAAAUCCUUGAAUUUCCCCCUGAAGACAGCCCUGGGGCAACCCUGGCAGAACACAGUCCCCCAAAAGAGAAACCAGAAAGUAAAAGGUCUUCCGGGCUCUUCAGGUUCUGGUUCCCAAACAUUGGGUUUUCUCCAUCGGCCCCUGAGGAGCCAGUUGCUGACUCUGGAGCCCAAAUACAGCAAAAAGGCCCAGUUCAAAAGCAGCCCGAGGCCCGGCCUGAAUCAAGGCUGCCUGGCAAGCAGGAGAAGGCAGGCUGGUUCCGGUUUCCCAAACUGGGGUUCUCCUCCCCUCCCACUGAGAAAUGCCAAGCCACUGAGGAUGAGGCAAACCUAGCAGAGCAGAACCUCCAAGAUGAAACAGCCACCUUUUUUGAUGCCCGAGAGACCUUCUCUCCUGGAGAGGAAGAGGAGGAGCUGACCCAUGACGCAGAGGCCGCACACACAGCUGCAUCCUCAGCGAGGACCAAGUGAUCCCGCUGGAGCACCAGAGUGCUAGGGCCCGCAGAUUCUGACAGCCACAGAAAUGGGGUUACAAGGUGCGCCCACCUCUGUGCCUAUGGACUGAGGCCACAGGUGCUCAACCCACAGUACACCCCCAAGCUUGGCAAGCCAAAGACAUCCUGUCUCACCAACAUGCCUGACUUGGCCCGGCCCAUGGCAGAGGAGUGCUGGAGAUGGGUCUUGAGUGAAGACGUUUCCAGGGACCUGCUCCAGUGCCCACCAGAACAUGAUUUUUGCUUUGUGAAGAGAGCGCUGGUGAAUGGAGAAAUAGUUCUUGGGUCAUGUCUGUUGCUGCUUCCUGACAAUCAUAGACUAGCACGUUCCAGAAACUGCCUCGCACUUCUAGCUAGCCCUCUCCUCCCUCGUCUGACCAGAGCAAGCUCUGGAUGCUUGUUGAGUGGCACCCUGGUGCCAGGUGGAAGGUGGCGCUCGGCAGGUGAACCAGCAGAGGGGAUGUCUGAGAUGUGCCUCAUGCUUCCAGGGCCUCAGGGCCUCCGGAGGCACACACCCCAUGUCGCCCCAGGGUGCAGCCAGGUUACCGGGAACCUGAGCAUUUCUUCCCCAAAUGGGCAAUAAAGCAUG